AUGUACAAAACUCGAGUCACACUGAAUCUGUGCACUUUGUCGUAAGAUUCGGUGUAUCGACGACACUUUGCCACACGAUUUGAAGUGACGUAAAGUGUGAUGUUCCCAAGUGUGGAAACACUGAAACAUCUAUCCUCUCAACCCGUCAACAAUUUUUUCGCUUUUUUUUUUCGCUCCUCCUCCACGCCCCCAUUCCCAUUGGGAUUUAUUCGUUGUCUUCUCUUCCCUGACCCUCUCACAGCAAAUGCAUAAUAUAUAUUUUGCCGUCAUUUUCAGAAUGGUACUGCUCAAAACAAUCACUUUACUCGUAUUCUACACCGCCUCGAUUCGGGCGAAAAUUCUGGAGAAGUAUGGGAAGCAAGUGCAGUAAGCAUGGCUUUUUUUCGUCAUUUCAUCCGGUUGAAUUGAAAACCGAUCGUCGCUUAAAGGUGGUUUCAGAUUAUCGAUUUUUUUGGCGUCACGGCACAGAAAAAAGCACAAAUUCUUUAAAAAAUAUUGCAAAUAAGUGUGUUCAGUGUAAAAACCGAUUGAAAAUUUAAGAGGCAAUGUCUGAGAACCUCGAAAUUCGCUAAUUACACCAGGUCACUAAAAAUUCAGAAUGCUUCAAUUUGUCUCAUAUUAUACCCAAUGGGUACUUACAUAACAGUGAUACAUCAGACAAGUUUUGGUCCGGCUCCUUGGUCCCUAGUCCGAUCACGGUCACAAAAUAGGUCAAACCUGUAACUAAUUUCAAAAAAAUGCUAGCGUCUCAGACUCAACGCCAUUCGAUUUCUCGCAUCUUUUUUUAAGCAUUUUUUUCAUGUUGGCACCAAAAAUUUAUCACCUUUCCUUCAUGGAGAAAUUUCGGAUUUUUUUCGUGAAAAAAAGUUGAGUUGUUGUGCAGUUUUUCCUCCGUGGUGAAAAAUUUUUUUGCACUUCAUAGCCACGAUUUUAUUUCAAAUUCAUAAUCUACGGACAAUUUUACGUCGAUAUACCAUACUGUCGCACAUUUGCCAAUUGACAUCAAAGGAUUUUUUUUCAAAAGUUUGAUCCGGUCUCAAAAAAAAGUUUCUGUUCUGCUUUUGGAAAACUUACAGAAACAAGGGAAUUUUUGUUUAUAGACGUUUUUCAUGCUAAAAACUGUAAUUCUGUUAUGUAUUCGUCAGGUACAGCUUUGUAAACGUAGCGUUUAAGAGGCAAUGUCUGAGAACCUCGAAAUUCGCUAAUUACACCAGGUCACUAAAAAUUCAGAAUGCUUCAAUUUGUCUCAUAUUAUACCCAAUGGGUACUUACAUAACAGUGAUACAUCAGACAAGUUUUGGUCCGGCUCCUUGGUCCCUAGUCCGAUCACGGUCACAAAAUAGGUCAAACCUGUAACUAAUUUCAAAAAAAUGCUAGCGUCUCAGACUCAACGCCAUUCGAUUUCUCGCAUCUUUUUAAGCAUUUUUCAUGUUGGCACCAAAAAUUUAUCACCUUUCCUUCAUGGAGAAAUUUCGGAUUUUUCGUGAAAAAGUUGAGUUGUUGUGCAGUUUUCCUCCGUGGUGAAAAUUUUUUGCACUUCAUAGCCACGAUUUUAUUUCAAAUUCAUAAUCUACGGACAAUUUUACGUCGAUAUACCAUACUGUCGCACAUUUGCCAAUUGACAUCAAAGGAGUUUUUUUCAAAAGUUUGAUCCGGUCUCAAAAAAAAGUUUCUGUUCUGCUUUUGGAAAACUUACAGAAACAAGGGAAUUUUUGUUUAUAGACGUUUUUCAUGCUAAAAACUGUAAUUCUGUUAUGUAUUCGUCAGGUACAGCUUUGUAAACGUAGCGUUUAAAACAUGUUGAAAUUUUUUGUCAGCCGGAUAGAUUUUUCGAGAUGUGUUCGCUUUUACCCAAUAUUUUAUGCUUUCUCUCGUUUUUAUUUUUCAAUGUUCAUCUUACUUUUUGUGAAGAUUUUAUUUGGUCGUUCUCCGAUUGAUUCAAGAACGGUAAACAAGAAGUACAUAUCAUAGGGGCACCGCACAGAAAUGGCGCUCUGUUGAGAAACUCUUUUUGCAGUGCAAAUUGAGCGACCUCGGGGCCGAGUUUGAAAGUUAGGCCACAUUUUCAGUGGAAAACUACUUCCUUCCACGAGUCAUCCUUCAUUUCUUGAGCGCGUCGCGAUCGUGCUGCUUUUGAUUGCCUUUUCGCUGCUUCACGGGAGAAGAAACCGGCAAUCUGACGGAAGUUUUUCCUUUGAUCCACUGAAAACCAGACUUGCCAGAUUUCGGGCCGGCCAUGCGGGCCGGGCCGGGCCGGGCCGGGCCGGGUCGGUGAAGUGCCGGCCCGGCCCGGCCCGGUCGGCCCGGUUCAAAAAGGCGGGAAUUCAAAUUUUUCGCGGAAAUUUUUUUCGUUAUUACAAAAAAAUUUCGAACUAAAGUUUUAGUGUUUCUUCUUUGUUUUUUUGCUAUUAUGAAUUUUUUAUGAGAAAUACAUUUGUUUUUCAAUGUUCGAUGCUUGCAAAAAACCCCUAAUUCUACAAAAAAUGGCUUCAUGCGAUCAAUAAUUCAAAUUUUUGAAUUCCCGCUUUUCGAACCGGGCCGACCGGGCCGGGCCGGGCCGGGCCGGAGUUUUGGAAAUUUCGGCCCGGCCCGGCCCGGCCCGGCCCGUGGCAACUAUGCUGAAAACCGCUUAGAACCGUCCGGAUUUCUAGCUUCUGCCAUUCUCUUUUCAACAAUUCUCGGAUCCGCAUGUUGACAUUUCUUACUUGAAGUACCCAUCCGUCCUCCAAUUCCGUCUUCUCGUUCGUCUCCUUCAGUUUUUUCACAGCAUUCGAAAUUAUUGGGCAACUUUUUGACCACUUCUUCCAAACCACGAAUAAAUUAUUUCAAUGAAAACGAUCGCGACGCGCUCAAGAAAUGAAGGAUGACUCGUGGAAGGAAGUAAUUUUCUACUGAAAAUGUGGCCUAACUUUUCAAACUCGGUCCCGAGGUCGCUCAAUUUGAACUGCAAAAAGAGUUUCUCAAUAGAGCGCCAUUUCUGUGCGGUGCCCCUAUCAUAUGUACUUCUUGUUUACCGUUCUUGAAUUAAUCGGAGAACGACCAAAUAAAUGCUUCACAAAAAGUAAGAUGAACAUUGAAAAAUAAAAACGAGAGAAAGCAUAAAAUAUUGGGUAAAAGCGAACACAUCUCGAAAAAUCUAUCCGGCUGACAAAAAAUUUCAACAUGUUUUAAACGCUACGUUUACAAAGCUGUACCUGACGAAUACAUAACAGAAUUACAGUUUUUUUAGCAUGAAAAAAACGUCUAUAAACAAAAAAAUUCCCUUGUUUCUGUAAGUUUUCCAAAAAGCAGAACAGAAACUUUUUUUUGAGACCGGAUCAAACUUUUGAAAAAAACUCCUUUGAUGUCAAUCGGCAAAUGUGCGACAGUAUGGUAUAUCGACGUAAAAUUGUCCGUAGAUUAUGAAUUUGAAAUAAAAUCGUGGCUAUGAAGUGCAAAAAAUUUUCACCACGGAGGAAAACUGCACAACAACUCAACUUUUUCACGAAAAAUCCGAAAUUUCUCCAUGAAGGAAAGGUGAUAAAUUUUUGGUGCCAACAUGAAAAAUGCUUAAAAAGAUGCGAGAAAUCGAAUGGCGUUGAGUCUGAGACGCUAGCAUUUUUUUGAAAUUAGUUACAGGUUUGACCUAUUUUGUGACCGUGAUCGGACUAGGGACCAAGGAGCCGGACCAAAACUUGUCUGAUGUAUCACUGUUAUGUAAGUACCCAUUGGGUAUAAUAUGAGACAAAUUGAAGCAUUCUGAAUUUUUAGUGACCUGCAGUUUUUGAACUUCUCAGACAUUGCCUCUUAAGAAAUUUGCACGAAAACGGAAAAAAUUCCAUCCGGGGACUAGAAAAAUCUCGGCCAGGUUUUCCAUUUCGCCGUGUACUUCUCUCGGUACCAUUAACUUUUUUGAAAAAAAUCUUAAUGCCGUGCCCAAAGUCUCGGAAAACCCGCAAAUCUCGCGGACUUUGCAGUCCAAAAUCGGCAUAAAUUUGCGGGAAAUCCGGGGUGCGCACAGCUGAACGAGUGUUACCGUACACCAUAAAACUACGGUAUUUUUUGAAAAUUUACCCAAUAAAUUCGAAAAAUUUCAAAUUUUUUCGAGAAAUUUAAAUUUUUUCAAAAAAUACCGUUGAAAAUUUACCCAAGAAAUUCGAAAAAUUUCAAAUUUUUUCGAGAAAUUUAAAUGUUUUCAAAAAAUACCGUUGAAAAUUUACCCAAGAAAUUCGAAAAAUUUCAAAUAUUGUCGAGAAAUUUAAAUUUUUUCAAAAAAUACCGUAGUUUUAUGGUGUACGGUAACACUCGUUCAGCUGUGCGCACCCCAGAUUUCCCGCAAAUUUCUGCCGAUUUUGGAGUGCAAAAUCCGCGAGUUUUGCGGGCUUUCCGAGACUUUUGGGCGGCAUAAAAAUCGGGGAAUUUUUUUUUCGUAAUUCGGGACUUUGGGAACGUGAAUGCCCCACUUCGAAAUGUAUUUUAAAAAUAUGUUGUAUGUCACGUUGGACACCACCUUUAAGCGCGUUUUUCAGUUUUCGGACGUCGUGUGGUCGCCGAAACUUUACGCAAACUUUCAGAUUAUCCCCUCCGACGACGUCGAGCUAUCAGGAGUGGUUCGACGCGAAUCGGGUGCACAGCACACGCAACAACACAAUAGUCGAGGACUUUCGAACGCAAUUACGACGGUCUUUAGGUUUGGUUUUUUCGGAAAAAAAAUUAAACAAGUGAAAUUGGGUGAUUUCAGAGAACACGACAGUGGCGUUCAACGCCACAUUCAUGCAGCAACUCGUCGACGAGCGACAGCGAUAUUUGCAAAAAUUGAACGAAGGUGAGCGCUGAUGUGUACGCGCUGCCGACCCGAUUUCGGGCACGUGCAGUCAUGUCCGAGUGGUUAAGGAGAUUGACUAGAAAUCAAUUGGGCUCUGCCCGCGUAGGUUCGAAUCCUGCUGACUGCGUCGACACUUUUUCGGCAUUUCUCUCCUAAAUCGAUUUUUGUUUUCCGGUCAAUUUAUAAAUGAUCAACGACGUCUCGUCGAGGAGCUUUUGGAUCCGGCGUACUAUGAGAAAACGGUGCAUCCGAAAAAGGAUUAUACGCGACCGACGCGCGUGAAUCUGAGCAUGAGCCUGUAUCAGAUUCUGGAUGUGGUAAGUGAAGUGACUCGGAUGAAUUUCUAUCAUUUCUAUGAUAUUUAUGUUUGCAGGACGAGCACAUGCAAAGCAUCGAAGUGAACGUUUGGAUGGUGCAGAACUGGUACGACGAGUUUCUCGAUUGGAACCCGCGCGAGUACGGCAUGAUCAACCGGACCAUAGUGCCCUAUAAUCAGAUUUGGAUCCCUGACACUUAUCUCUAUAAUAGGUACACUUUUUUGACAACCAUUUCCAUUUUGCUCAAAAUUGCAGCGAAGAAUUGGAGCAAAAAAAGACGGAAUCGCUGAUGAAUGCUCAACUGGAGACCGGCUACUGGGACAAGGGAGCCGGUCAGAAGGGCGCCAAAGUGCAAUUAAUGUACCCGGCGAUUUACAAACUCUCGUGUCGGAUGGACGUCCGCUGGUUCCCCUACGACCGUCAAAACUGCACAUUCAUCAUCUCCAGUUGGACGCAUGACAAGGUAAAACGAGCAAAACGUGUCGACGCAGUCAGCAGGAUUCGAACCUACGCGGGCAGAGCCCAAUUGAUUUCGAGUCAAUCUCCUUAACCACUCGGACAUGACUGCACGCCGAGACAGCGGACAGCAGGACGUAUACUCUCUCGCUCUUUUCGCUCUCUCGCGCGUUCCCCGACGCGUCCACGUCUCCUUUCCUUUUCUACUUGUCUUUUUACGGCCCGGAUGAAAACCGCCCGAGCUUGUCUCAUUUUUUUGCAGACUUGCCAAAUCCCGGGCCAGCAAAUCGUCGGCCCGGCCCGGCCUGGUCGGCCCGGAAGUUAGACCUCAAAAAAAAUAUGCAAAAAAAAUAUGAAGGAAGAGGAAAACGCGUGCGGCAAAAUUGCUAAAAUGGCGUGCCAGAGUUGCAAUCAAUCGCUCCGCCCACUCUUGAGAAAAUUUUCGUAAUUUUUGUGAAAAUUUUGCGACUUUAAACAGCAAUUUCUAUUUUUUAAUUUUUAGGUGCAUCCUCCCGGGCCGGGCCGGAAAAUUUCCAAUUUUGGCCCGGCCCGGCCCGUUGCAAGUCUGUUUUUUUGCAGCAAACAAUCGACUACUGGCCGCUGAGCUCGACCGUGAAUCUCGGAAAUAUGGCCAGAAACGACGAGUGGGAAGUGAUCAGCUUCGAGUUUGUGCGCGUCGAGGAGUCGUUCAAGUGCUGCGCGGCGCCGUGGGUGAUGCUCUACGCGCACCUCGUGAUCCGCCGAAAGCCGCUGUACUACAUGAUCAACCUCGUCAUCCCGACCUCCAUCAUCACCAUCGUCGCCGUCACCGGAUUCUUCACUCCGACCUCCUCCUCCAGCGAACGCGACGAGAAACUCUAUUUGGGCAUUAACACACUGCUCACCAUGUCUGUGAUGAUGCUGAUGGUCUGCAAUCAGAUGCCCUCCACGAGCACCUAUGUGCCUUUGAUGAGUGAGUGUUGUACAUUUAUAGGUGGUGUCCAACGUGACAUACAACAUAUUUUUAAAAUAAACUUCGAAGUGUGGCAAAUUUCUUGAAUUUUCAAUUGUUUUUUUCACUGAACACACUUAUUUGCAAUAUUUAAACAAAUUUGUGUUUUUUUUUCUGUGCCGUGACGCCAAAAAAAUCGAUAAUCUGAAACUUUCAAAAUUCAGAAAAAAUCAGCCACUUUUAAAGCCGAAAAUAGAAAGCUUUGGAUUUUUCGCAUUACUUUGAAAAAUAUAAGUUAUAUAUAACUUAUAUAUAACUUUCUGUAACUCGCAAACUUUAAUUAAGACUCAGGAAAUGAUUGAGCGAUGUCUUUCUAUUUAUUUUUCAGCGCGCAAACCGAAGAUUGAGCGAAAAACCCGGAAAAACCACAAAAAAAGUUUCAGAUUAUCGAUUUUUUUGGCGUCACGGCACAAAAAAAAUCAUUUUUUUUUUUUAAAUAUUGCAAAUAAGGGUUUUAAGUGUGUUCAGUGUAAAAACAAUUGAAAAUUUAAGAAAUUAGCACGAAAACGGAAAAAAUCGGAAGAAAGGGGAAUUCCAUCCGGGGACUAGAAAAAUCUAGGCCAGAUCUUCCAUUUCGCCGUGUACUUCUCUCAGUAUCAUUAACUUUUUUGGAAAAAGUCUUAAAAACCGGGAAUUUUUUAUUUAAAAGUUUAUUUUAAAAAUAUGUUGUAUGUCACGUUGGACACCACCUUUAUGAAGCUUUGGAAAGUGUGAAGGUAUUUACGUUGAACAUUUGUCAGGCUGGUACUACAUCGGAAUCAUCAUGGUCAUUGUCGUCGGCACGUUCCUCGCCACCAUCGUUUUGGCCAUUCACGGACAGAAACACUACAACAAGCCGAUAUCGGAUCGAAUUCGAGGACUCAUCUACAACCCGCUCGUCGAGUUUUUCAUUUUGAGGUUUCAAACGCUCCAAAAUCUUAAACUCAAAAAAGGUGUCACGAUUUGCAGUCCGCCCACUUCACUUCUCGACCUCUGGACCGAGUUCGGUGUCAUCUCCGAGAAGCGUCACUCGACGAACCUGGACCCGCUUCUCCUGCAGCACAUGGAUCCUGUCUCGGUGCGUUUCUUUUUCUCGGCUGUAGUAAUACAUACCCCAUACUCCUCUCUAUCCAUCCGUUUUGCUCCUCCGUUCCGCCGUCUCCUUGUUAGUCGGCUUUUGUCUGUUUUCAGCACUCGACGCCCGACGCUCAACACUUUUUCGGUUCGAUCUCGUCACAAAUGAACGAUCUGCAGUCGACGUACAGCUACACGGCACGUCUUGCGACGAUCACUCGACAAUACACGCAACACGUACUGUUUUGGUUAUUUCGUCACCUUGUGUUUCUUACCCACCUCCCACCCACCUCAGUUUUCUCCUAACAUUCGUGUCUAGUUUAUAGUUUAGUUUGCAAGUCAAACUGUGAAAAUCGAAACCGAAAACGAGUUUAGGCGAAGAUGAAAGCGUUGCGCAAGAACCAAUACCGAAUGAGCAUGGACACGAGUCAGGCGCGGAGUGUCAAAAAGCAAAAGAUGCAGCGGAGGUGCUCGCUGGAGUGGGAGUUCCUGGCGAACGUGCUCGACCGCAUCCUGCUCACCGUCUUCUGCGGAUUCACGUUCGCCGUCUUCCUCGUCCUCGUCGGCUUCGACUCGUUCUUCACCGUUCACACGAAGGCAACCACUCGCGUCGAUCCGAUUUGA
Molecule: messenger RNA, 8245 nt
Organism: Caenorhabditis sp. 36 PRJEB53466
Lineage: Eukaryota; Metazoa; Nematoda; Chromadorea; Rhabditida; Rhabditidae
Source: the annotation of a GenBank genome assembly